Messenger RNA from Diospyros lotus (date-plum), 1126 nucleotides. Its product is annotated as (+)-neomenthol dehydrogenase-like. Lineage: Eukaryota; Viridiplantae; Streptophyta; Magnoliopsida; Ericales; Ebenaceae. The record is from RefSeq and is a predicted model, not a curated record. Gene Ontology annotation, molecular function: oxidoreductase activity, acting on the CH-OH group of donors, NAD or NADP as acceptor. Bases 16 to 930 code for a protein of 304 amino acids. Gene Ontology annotation, cellular component: membrane. The transcript has 5 exons.
CCCUUCUGUUCUGCAAUGGCGGAGGCAACACAAGCAGUCCCAAACAAGAACAGACAUGCAGUUGUUACAGGGUCAAACAAAGGAAUAGGGUUUGAAAUAUGUAGGCAGUUGGCUUGUAAUGGGGUCCUGGUGGUUUUAACAGCCAGAGACGAGAAGAAGGGACUUGAGGCUGUUGAGAAACUCAAAGGGUGUGGCCUUUCUGAUCAUGUCUUCUUCCAUCAGCUUGGUGUGGUGGACCCAUCUAGUAUUGCUUCCCUUGUUGAUUUCAUCAAGACCAAAUUUGGAAGACUUGAUAUUUUGGUGAACAAUGCUGGGAUUGCGGGACACAUCAUGGACUGGGAAGUUUUCCAGUCAGUGAUGGCUAAGGGAGGAGCACUGACCCAUGACAACUUAGCCGGAGCGAUGACUCAGACUUAUGAGAUGGCUAAAGACUGCUUGCAAACAAACUACUACGGUGCAAAGAGGAUGAUCGAAGCAUUUAUCCCCCUCCUGAAGCUAUCUGUUUCGCCGAGGAUCGUCAAUGUUUCUUCUGGAUUAGGGCAGUUACAGAACAUUCCAGGCAAGUGGGUUAGAACAGUGUUGAAUGAUGUGGAAAGCCUUACAGAAGAGAGGAUAGACGAGCUGAUAAAUGAUGAGUUCCUGCAAGAUUUCAAAGCAGGAUCACUGGAGACUAGAGGCUGGCCUGUCGUCUUCUCGGCCUACAAAAUGUCCAAAGCUACCAUGAACGCCUACACGAGAAUCCUCGCAAAGAAGAACCCGGGUUUUCUGAUCAACUGCGUCUGCCCCGGUUAUGUCAAAACCGAGAUUAACGGAAAUACCGGCCAUCGGAGUGUAGAAGAAGGUGCUGAAUGUCUGGUGAAGCUCGCCCUCCUGCCCGAUGAUGGCCCCACUAGCCUUUUCUUCUCCAUGGGUGAAGUCUCAUCCUUUUAAUGAUGAGCUUACGACAGUGGUAUCAUUCAGUCAUCUUUAGCGGGCUGAUCGGGUGGGCAACCCGUAAUGUCCCAUAAAUAAAACGUUUCCUGAAUCGCUUGUGCCUGGGUUGAGAUUCUGUAAGUUUUAGUAAUGUAUUGAUACUUUACCAAUUAAUGUGUUAUAUAUAUAUAUAUAUAUAUGGGGUUAGGAUUGA